AUAUCAAAAGUACACCCAUGUGACCACAUUGCGUAUGCAUUAAUGCGACUGUGUUAACUCCGCCCAUGUACUUCUCGUGACUUUCGCAAUAUGGUCGAACCCGCUCCCUCCAUUAAUAUUCAUUAAAUUCUCCAGUUUGUAGGAAUCCAUCGGUGCGUGCGUUGAAGUGAAUAAAUGUAAACAUUGUCGUACUGGACUGGAGAGUAGUGACAUCACACAAGGACAUAGAAUGAAAAUUUUUGUAAGAGUAAAGUUUAUCACAGCAUAAAACUGAUAAAACGGACGUUGAUAAUACAAUAACAAGUGCACGGAGUCGAUAUUUUUUAACGAAAAAUGUCUGGACAAAGUAACUCAGACGAUGACCUAACCACCGAUGCCAUUCCAAGCCCUCCACGAGACGAAGUUAUUAAUGAAAAAAAGGACGAAUACGAAGAACCGGAACACAUAAAUGUCCACCCUAAAAUCAAAACAAAACCGAAAGUUUUUGGAAAACCAAAAAAAGCGAGACAUACAGCCUACGCUAGCGUAAUUAAUAUUAGUAAUGCUAACGGAAUUCACGUUGGAUCAAACUAUAACGUAUACAUGAACAGCAAAACUGAAAAUAGCUCACAAAAAGACUAUGUUGUUACUGAUGCCAUAAACGCCUUGUUUGACAGUACUGUGCCCGUUGAACGAAAACAUCUACUUUUUGUGUCGCCACAUAUGAACGAACACUGGCGAACUACCGCCCGAUUGUUGGACUAUUCAGAUGGCCAAAUCAGUCAAUUUUACGAAGAUUACAGCCGCGCUGGAAUCAAAGAGGUUAUUUACCAGUUGUUACUAGAUUGGAUUCAAAAUGAAACUACCGCUGCUACAGUUGGCAAACUGUCAAAAACGUUGUGGGACACCAGUCAACAAGACGCGGUGCAACGUUGGUCGAAAAAUUUUAAAUAAAAUUGUCAUUCCCUACCAAACUGAACAAAAUACAAAUUUGUACUAUUGUAGAAACUUAGUUUCGCAUAAACUCAACAACAUAGGUAUAUUUUUGUAUGAAUUUUUGGAACAAAUGUUUGAUCCACUGUUUAACGUUCUUAUCAGUGGAGUGUUAAUAUUUAAAACGUUAUUAUUUGCAAUGUAAACAACACUGGUAAGAACUUGAGAAAUUGUUUCUAAAGUGUAACAAGUUUGUGAUAUAAAGUGAUUUUUAGAAGUAUGGUUGUUGUACUGAAUACUUAAAAAAUAUAAUCAUUUGUUAUUAGGUAUAUUUUGUUAGGUUGAUUUUGUUUUUAAUUUGAACUGUUGUUUACAUACGUUAAUUUUAUAAUCAAGUGACAAAAUUUGUCUUUUGGUCAUUUCAAUUUGAUUCUGUGGUACCGCUUAACUGAUCUAGAAUCUACGUCAGAUGUCAAACUACUUGUCAAGACUGAUCCAAAAGUGUGACAUCUGUCAAUGAUCUCGCGUGUCUCAAAUAAUUUGUACAAUUUUUUCUACCAGAUUCUUGUAAUGUUCAAAGAAAUAUAAAAUUAAAACUUA
Molecule: messenger RNA, 1512 nt
Organism: Zophobas morio
Lineage: Eukaryota; Metazoa; Arthropoda; Insecta; Coleoptera; Tenebrionidae
Product: protein immune deficiency
Exons: 4
Coding region: 334-933 (199 amino acids)
Biological process (GO): signal transduction
Molecular function (GO): protein binding
Source: RefSeq, a predicted model, not a curated record